GAGCGAAUGAUGGCAAUGCUGAUGAAAUCUGUGUAUUUUCUUGUUCACGUGGCGGUCUCAGCGGCGAAGGUGGUGCGACUGGAGGCAGAGAUCGAGGGUCUGACAAAUGUGAUCAAUGAACAGCACCGAUACAUCCAGGCGCUCCACAACCGCCAGGCCCAGCAGCUCGAGCGCAUCCCCAACUCCCAUCUGGGCACCCGAAACCUCUACAGAGACUGCACCGAGGUGUUUGCGGAUGCAAACGUGGCCAGCGGCUUGUAUGCGAUUCGGCCCGAUGGCUUCCCCACGGCGCUCAGUGUCUACUGUGACAUGAACAAUGGAGGAGGGUGGACAGUUUUUCAGAGGAGGAGGGACGGCAAAGAAAACUUUGAUAGAGCGUGGGUGGAGUACAAGCAUGGGUUUGGGGACCUGCAUUCUCCAGAUGGAGAAUUCUGGAUGGGAAAUGAUGCUCUACACCAUCUCUCCUCACAAGGAAAGUAUGACCUGCGGAUUAAUAUGGAAGACUUUGAGGGUAAAGAAAGCUUUGCAGAGUACAAAAACUUUAAAGUGGACAGUGAAAAGGACCUGUACCAGUUGCAUUUGGGGGAGUACAACGGGAAUGCAGGGGAUGCCCUGGCUGACCCGCACACCACCAAACGGCCAGCUCCAGGCAGCAGUUCGGCCGGGGUCAAAUUCAGCACCUACGAUAAGCGGCCUGGUGGAGAUGGCAAGUGUAUCAGGCACAGCAAGUCGGGCUGGUGGUUCAGCAGGUGUGAUGCAGGGAACCUUAACGGUCAUUACUACAAAGGCCCGUACCAAGCGAUGACUGAUGAUGGGAUGGUGUGGUACACGUGGCACGGGUGGUGGUACUCCAUCAAAUCAGUGGUCAUGAUGGUACGAGCUGCUGACCUUGAGCGCCCACAGGCCAUGGUGCCGGGAAAACUGGACCCCAAGAAAGCGGUGGGUUAUAUAUCUGGUCACCCACUAGGCCAAUAG
Messenger RNA from Phycodurus eques (leafy seadragon), 975 nucleotides. Its product is annotated as fibrinogen-like protein 1. The transcript is spliced from 7 exons. Bases 7 to 975 code for a protein of 322 amino acids. The record is from RefSeq and is a predicted model, not a curated record. Lineage: Eukaryota; Metazoa; Chordata; Actinopteri; Syngnathiformes; Syngnathidae. Gene Ontology annotation, biological process: negative regulation of T cell activation; regulation of immune response.